UUCAAGCGGGACGGCGAUCUUUACCAUUUCAAUCUUCAUUUACCAAACAAUAUUUUCAAGACGUAUAUCAGCUGAUAUGUUUCCUUGUCUUCCUACUGUUAAUAAUUCGACGAGUAUGGCUUUUACCUUGAUACAAUAAGUGAAUCUGCUGAAACGCUAUUAUCUAUCAAAAAUGGAGGCUACCCUUCGAUCGAUGAAAUCAAAACUGAAAUAAUCGACGAUGAUACAAUGGAUAUGGACGAUCAACAAAUUUCAAAUAAUUCAACAGACUCGCAUAUGGAUACAGAAGAAUCUGAUCCAAUUCCUGAACUAGGACCUGCAGCAUUAGGGUUGCAAAGAGUAGGUGCUCUACCUCCACCAAAACCAAAUCCUCCGACUCAACCGGUUCAAGUUCUAAACCGACGAGGAAUGCCAGCACGAAUAAGAAAGAAAAAUAAAUUGUUUUAUGAUGAUAUAUUAGUUAAUCAUCCGCAUCAUAGAAUCAAAAAAGAUCCAUCUCAACCAGAUACCAAACAAUCUCCUAAAAAAAUACCUAGACCUUCUCCAGCAAAAAAACAAAAUAGAAUAACCAAUGAGCCACGAAAAAAUAAUAAUAUGUUAACCCAACCAUUGACACCUACAGUGACACCAAUUAAACAAGAAAAAGAACCUGAUAAACCUUUACAACCUUCGUCUCCAGAUCGUAAAAUUGGACAAAAGAUUGGCAUGAGAUUAAGAAAUUUAUUAAAGUUACCAAAAGCACACAAAUGGGUUUGUUACGAGUGGUUUUAUAGUAACAUUGAUAAGACACUUUUUGAAGGUGAUAAUGAUUUUAUGAUAUGCUUGAAAGAAUCAUUUCCACAAUUAAAAACUCGGAAAUUAACUCGUGUUGAAUGGUGUAAAAUAAGAAGAAUGAUGGGUAAACCACGAAGAUGUUCUCAAUCAUUCUUUGAAGAAGAAAGACGAGAGCUAGAAAGGAAAAGACAAAAAAUUCGAAUGCUACAGCAAAGAAAAGCUGCGGAUGUUAAUAGUUACAAAGAUUUACCACCAGAAAUACCAUUGCAAUUAGUAAUAGGUACCAAAGUUACAGCAAGACUGAGAAAACCACAAGAUGGAUUAUUCACUGGAAGUAUUGAUGCAGUGGAUACUAGUAAUAAUACUUAUAGAAUUACAUUUGAACGUGCUGGACUUGGAACACAUAGUGUCCCAGAUUAUGAAGUACUGUCAAAUGAGCCACCAGAAACAAUAAGUGUUGCAUCGUUUGCUCAAAAGUUUAGACCUAGACAUGUACAAUAUGUACCAUCUCCACCGUAUGCAAUGAAGUUAAUGUCUCCGCGUCUAAAUAGCGAUCCUUUAAUAUCUAAUGCUUCUGUAGCGCUGCCAAAGAAAUCUCAUAUUGGUGGAACUAUGAAUGGUUAUCCUCUUAAAUUACUUGAAUUUAUGGUAAAAGUAAAUAAAAUAUUAGCCGCAAAAAAAAUAAAGCUUAAAAAAUUGAAAGAGAUGAAUAGUGAAGCAGAAAAAAGACGAUCUUUUGGAGAACCACUUCCACCGGAUUUUGAGAGAAGAUAUGCAGGAAUUGUGGUUGAAUUGGAGAAAAUGAAUACUGCUCUUCAAGAUUUUCUUAACGAUGUCCAAGAAUUAUGUCAAGAAAUGGCUCCUGAACCUAGCGUGGCUGCUAUGCUAGCUCCAUCCCACCUUCGUGAAAAGUGUAGACAGGAAGCGGCAGAUAUGAUCACUAGAAAUAAUAUUAUCAAUGACAAGGAACCUGGGAAAAUGACUCAAUUAGUAACAGAUUUAACCGCUCUAAUGCUUCAAGUGAAGAGUUUAUCUGAUUCAGACCGAAACGCAUACGAACUGAAAGUAUUACAGGGUACUAUGGAACAAAUACGUUCAAAACUGAGUCCACAGAAUCAACAAGUUUUUCAAAAUUGUGUUGAAAUACAUAUGCAACAUAUACAAUUAGGUCUUGGACAAAGAGGUGCUUUAACACCAUUUAUGGCUCAAAGGGCUUAGCAAAUGUAAAAGUAAUCUUCGCAAUACUUUUAAUACAUGUACAUUACUAAAACAGAUAUAGAACAUAAUACUACAAUAUUUUAUAAGAAAAUCCAACUUUAUUUUAUUAUCUUUUUGUAUAAGGCAUAUCAUUAUUAAAGAGUAUCUAUAUUAUUAGGAUACAAAUGUGUAUUAACACUACUGUACAUACAAUGUUUCUAAAACUACUUUUUCAAGCUGCAUUCUGUAAAUGCUUUUAGAAUAAUGUGCUGUUAAUUGCAUUAAACGUUUAAAAAUGUUCAUAUUUUAAAGAUUUACAUGUCAGCUUUGCAAUUUAAAUACAACGCGAAGUUAUCUUUCAAUUACUAAAUCAUUAAUACUGCUGUAAAUAGAAUAUGCACGUUCUACAGUGACAGUUUUCAUAAACUUCGUAUAGAAAUUAAUGAUUUUAAAUUAUAAUAUUUUCAGUUUGUAAAAUAUAAUUGUUCUUUUUUGUUUGUCUAUUAAUAAUUGAACAGAUUAAUAUAUAAUUAUUAUAUUAGUAUCAUUUAGUAAUUCUUCAUAGUUCUGUAUAUUAGGCAUAUUCACUAACAUUGCGAAAUAAAUUGUAAAUACAUUAUGAGUGGUAAAAAUAUACAAUUCUUUUGAAAUAAAUCUUAUUCACAAUAAAAUAGAAAUUUACUACAAUUACACACGUAAAGUUAAUAUAAAUAAUUUCAAUAUAGACAUUAUUUUCAAUGACAA
Hylaeus anthracinus is the source of this 2715-nucleotide messenger RNA. Its product is annotated as protein lin-9 homolog. Gene Ontology annotation, biological process: regulation of transcription by RNA polymerase II; regulation of cell cycle; DNA-templated transcription. Gene Ontology annotation, cellular component: nucleoplasm; transcription repressor complex. Lineage: Eukaryota; Metazoa; Arthropoda; Insecta; Hymenoptera; Colletidae. The record is from RefSeq and is a predicted model, not a curated record. The coding region runs from base 229 to 1992 and encodes 587 amino acids. Gene Ontology annotation, molecular function: DNA binding. The transcript is spliced from 5 exons.